UUUCCACUUUCAUUAUUCAAUGUUGCCGUCUUUACAUAGGCAACGAACAUUUGAAGCUAAUUUGAAGCUAAGACUGAGAAAUCUAAUGUAUACAUCUCGCCAUCUGAGCACAAUGUUUCUUAGAAUUCUCAUCGCCCUCAAGGAAUAUGAAAGGUGAAAUAAACAUGAAAAAUGACGUGACACGUCUUCUAUUGGAGAUUUUACAUUCUACCUUACAACUCAUAUCAUGGACGCAUUUUUAAAAGGAACCAAGCGAAAGUCAUCCGCUGUGGAAGACUCAUUUAUAGUCGAUGAUAAUGAAUCGACGGACGUGAAACUGGCAAUUCUCUCGUCAUUGCACUCUAAUAUCAGCCAGGAAGCCUUACUGGAAUCCCUCUUAGAGCAUGACGGUUCUGUUCGAGCUGCUUCCGCUUCUCUAGCUGAGGAUCGAUCAACAUCGCCAAAGAAGAAGAAAAACAGUGCUGUUGGUUAUCAGUCUUCACUUAGGUUAUUUGCGUCCAAGUCUUCAACUAGAGAACGACCUAUGUCACCGAAGAAAGCGAGAACCAUUCCUAAGAAAGGGACGACGCUUCACUUGUAUGAUCCUGAGGAUGUAGCCGAGCAUACACCUUGCAGUAUCAUUCAUAAUUUUCUACCGUCAGAUGAGGCCAACGAGCUUCUUAAAGAAAUGUUAAGCGAAUCUAGUUCGUUCGAUAAAAUCACAUUCAAAUUAUUUGAUAACGUGGUCCAGAGCCCACAUACAUCUAGUUUCUACGUCGGGACGGAAGCCGAAAUUAACACUCAGAAACAUGAUUACUUCUACAACGGGGCCCGAUUGACGGACGUACGAUCUAUCACCCCUCAACUUUUGCAUGUUCGCCCAAAGGUUCAAGAAGCGGUAAAUAGAGAAAUUCAAACCCGUAUCAAGACUCGCUACCCCGGCGGACGAAAGCUGAAGUACCAGUCUCCAGAUCCAUGGUCACCGAAUUGUGCCUUCGUCAAUUGUUACAAUGGGCCUCAGGAGAGCGUUGGCUAUCAUAGCGAUCAACUAACGUACUUGGGUCCGCGGGCUGUAAUAGGCUCACUUUCCUUAGGUGUGGCAAGAGAAUUUCGUGUUAGACGGAUCAUGCCAAAAGACUCUGAUACUAGCCCUACGGAUGAUCCGGACGCUGAAGGACAAAUAUCUAUACACCUUCCACAUAAUUCUCUCUUGGUUAUGCAUGCUGAGAUGCAAGAGGAAUGGAAACAUUGUAUCGCCACGGCCCAAGCGAUUGAUCCUCACCCUAUUGCAGGCAACCGGAGGAUCAAUAUCACAUACCGGGAUUACAAGGCAAGCUUCCACGCAAAAUUUACUCCGAGAUGCAAAUGUGGCAUUCCCGCCAUACUAAGGGUCGUUCAAAAGAAGAAAGAAAACCAAGGAAAAUAUUUCUGGAUGUGUCACGGCGGAAAUGUACCUGGUAAAGAGAAUUGCUCAUUCUUCCAAUGGGGCGACUUCGAUGACGACGGAAAUCCUAGCUGGGACAAGUCACGAUAUAAACUUGGCCAUAACAAUGGCAAUUUCGAGAACGAGAUACAAUGAUACGCUUUUUAGUGCCUUCGACACUCUAUUCUGCAUCGAAGAACAACUGCGAAUUCACCACGAACCGGACCCUGCAUUAUGCUGGCCUAGAUUUGAGUGGAGAUAAAGCUUCGAUACAAGUGAAUAUAGAAAACGAUAUACCCCGUUACUACCACCCAAUCUCGAUCUUCAUUCGCAACUUUAGGCGCAACUUUGGGGUUUUAUGGCUCAACAUAGAGCGGCGGACGAUUGUAGCCAUCGACCUGUUUCACGUUUAAGUUGCCGACAUCUAAGUCGUUGAAGACCCUCAGGUUAAU
Messenger RNA from Daldinia decipiens, 1854 nucleotides. RefSeq lists its product as uncharacterized. Bases 227 to 1558 code for a protein of 443 amino acids. Gene Ontology annotation, cellular component: nucleus. The transcript has a single exon. Gene Ontology annotation, biological process: DNA repair; DNA alkylation repair. Lineage: Eukaryota; Fungi; Ascomycota; Sordariomycetes; Xylariales; Hypoxylaceae. The record is from RefSeq and is a predicted model, not a curated record. Gene Ontology annotation, molecular function: zinc ion binding; dioxygenase activity.